UGCGCGUUCUAUACACUGUCAAUGGAUCCACGCAAUAUAUUUUGGCCAAAACCCGGGCUCAAGUCACACUCCGACCCAACGCAAUGUUCGCGGCGGUGUCUUUGCGCACCUGCUUGGACGCGAUAUGUCGAUCCUCUCCGGAGCUCGUGCAGGAUAGAGAUUACUCAGUGUAUCACAUCGACCCAACCGAAGCACAUCCGCCUCAAGCUAGUGCAAGUACACCAGCUGCCGGAGUAGCCGUCGGGAUGGGCCUCAUGAGUCACUUGAUGGCACGGAACGACCUGGAGAGCGUUGACGGCGUUCUUAUCGAAAGCGCAACGGGGGAAAAGCCAGUUGAAAUCGUCUUUGCCCUUCGAGAGGCUCCCGGUGUCCGACGCAUCAGUCCCAUGCCACCUUGGAGCAUCCCUGUUCCGGAGUCAACAUCAAGUGCCGGAGUGCAAAGCAACUCAAGGUCACAAACGCCACUUGACACUAAACCCGCUCUUGAACGAACCCAGUCUCACCCUGUUGCCCAAACCUCUACCUUGCAACCAUCACUAUCGGCAUCGGAGGCGACACACACGAAUCACCAGGCCCCUGCAUUCCCCGCAGGAACCCAUGCAAAUCCAAAUCAAUUGGUCGUGAUCGGAAGCCAACACCAGCCCACCCUAGAAGGGCAACGCGAAGUACGAUAUGCCAAGGCCGCUGACUUCGAGCCCCAUAUUGUUGCCACCUAUGUUAACCCCCCUGCGGAUGGGCAAUAUCGGAAACGGCUGGCAAAACC
This is a messenger RNA of Punctularia strigosozonata HHB-11173 SS5, 763 nucleotides long. RefSeq lists its product as uncharacterized. The annotation marks the transcript as partial. The record is from RefSeq and is a predicted model, not a curated record. The transcript is spliced from 4 exons. Lineage: Eukaryota; Fungi; Basidiomycota; Agaricomycetes; Corticiales; Punctulariaceae.